AGACUUUCGCCAACUUCCUCAUAUACACCCUUGACCGCAGAUCAAGCCUUCCAUGUCCUCGCUGAGUUUGCGCUUUUGCAUAACCUGGGUAGCCAAUUCCCUAUCGCGCUUAUGACUGCCAUAACACUCCCGACACAUGAACACUAUGGCUCGACUGUCCAACUUCCGCUUCCAAGAUCAUUCGGUGGUAAACAGCCCACUCCGAUGGAGGCCAUUCCAGCAAUGUGGUCUAGUCUCAAUGAAGAGCUGCCAUAUUACAUGACCUUGAGUUGUAGCCCGGAAGUAGUGAUGUCUACUCUUUGUGGCUCAUUCUGGGAACCCAAAGUCCCGUGCAAUCUCGUCGCUCCGUGGCUGCAUCCACUUUUCAAUGAGAUACUACAACAAGAUGAGAAGUCACCCACGGUUGGCGACUAUUACGAAACCCUUGCUUUGAUCGGAGCAAUACGUCGACCAAAUAUAGGUGCUCUUUGGAUUGGAGCAGUUGCAGGCGGACUAGCACCAAAAAUCGGUAAAAAAGUGAAAACAGUCCAUCCACCCCUCGACGCAGUUUUCUUUCCCUGGACUGGCUGUCUCCAGACCUUCAUGGAUCUUCCAGGUUCAGGUCCGUACACACAGACGUAUGGCGAUUAUUACACCUUCCUCAGACAGAAGAUGACGAGCUAUUCUUCAGAACAAGGCCUGGAACACCUUGGGGACCCCGGGGGUCAUCCUCACCGAGGGACUAUGCCCUUCGAGUCACUUCCCACUUGA
Penicillium mononematosum is the source of this 750-nucleotide messenger RNA. RefSeq lists its product as uncharacterized. NCBI's taxonomy places the organism in Eukaryota, Fungi, Ascomycota, Eurotiomycetes, Eurotiales, Aspergillaceae. The transcript has 2 exons. The record is from RefSeq and is a predicted model, not a curated record. The annotation marks the transcript as partial.